Jaculus jaculus (lesser Egyptian jerboa) is the source of this 4009-nucleotide messenger RNA. It is a transcript of the gene Fnbp4, whose product is annotated as formin binding protein 4. The coding region runs from base 20 to 3097 and encodes 1025 amino acids. The record is from RefSeq and is a predicted model, not a curated record. Gene Ontology annotation, molecular function: protein binding. The transcript has 17 exons. NCBI's taxonomy places the organism in Eukaryota, Metazoa, Chordata, Mammalia, Rodentia, Dipodidae.
GCUCGCGCUCGGGCUCGCGAUGGGGAAGAAGUCCCGGGUGGUACCCGGCCGCAGGCCUAUCCUGCAGCUCUCUCCCCCGGGUCCUCGGAGCAGCACGCCGGGCCGGGAUCCCGAGCCGGAUCCCGACCCCGAGCCGGACUCGACGGCGACAGCGGCGCUCAGUCAGCCAGCCCCGGCGGCGACGGCCACGACAGCGACGUCGCCCUCGGUGGCCGCCGCCGCCGCCGUCCCCGAGGACUCGCCUUCGGAAGAUGAGCAGGAAGUUGUGGUGGAGGUUCCCAAAGUUGUUCAGAAUCCUCCCCCACCAGUUAUGACCACUAGACCGACAGCCGUUAAGGCAACAGGAGGUCUGUGUUUACUUGGUGCUUAUGCUGACAGCGAUGAUGAUGAGAGUGAUGUUUCUGAAAAACCAGCACAAUCCAAAGAGGCUAAUGGAAACCAGUCAACUGACAUCGAUAGUACACUGGCCAAUUUCCUGGCCGAGAUUGAUGCCAUAACAGCUCCUCAGCCUGCAGCUCCUGUGGUUGCUUCUGUUCCACCUCCAACUCCACCUCGACCAGAACCAAAGGAAGCAGCUACAUCAGCCCUUUCUUCUACUACAGCAAAUGGAACAGACUCGAUGCAAGCACCAGGGUGGCAGUAUGACACUCAGUGCUCACUGGCAGGAGUUGGAAUUGAGAUGGGAGAUUGGCAGGAAGUCUGGGAUGAGAACACAGGAUGCUAUUAUUAUUGGAACACACAAACAAAUGAAGUGACUUGGGAAUUACCUCAAUAUCUUGCCACCCAGGUACAAGGAUUACAACAUUAUCAGCCCAGUUCUGCAUCAGGUCCUGAAGCUGGUUUUGUACUAAAUACAGAUGUAUAUCCAAAGGAGAAAAUUCCUGUUUCUAGUACUAAAAGUGGACCAGUCAUAACUAAACGAGAAGUUAAAAAGGAAGUAAAUGAAGGAAUUCAGGCUCUGUCAAACAGCGAGGAAGAGAGGAAAGGGGUGGCAGCGUCACUACUUGCUCCUUUACUGCCAGAGGGAAUAAAAGAGGAAGAAGAGAGGUGGAGAAGAAAAGUAAUUUGUAAAGAAGCAGAGCCAGCAUCAGAGGUGAAAGAAACAAAUACAGCAGCAGAAGAAGUUGUGACAACAGUACAGCCACAGGAAAUGACACUGGACAGUAUUGAAGACCCCUCUCAGGAGGACCUGUGCAGUGUGGUACAAUCAGGAGAAAGUGAAGAGGAGGAAGAACAAGAUACUCUUGAACUGGAGCUGGUUUUAGAAAGGAAAAAAGCAGAGUUGCGAGCUUUGGAAGAAGGAGAUGGUAGUGUGUCAGGGUCUAGUCCCCGUUCUGAUACCAGCCAGCCAGCAUCUCAGGAUGGAAUGCGUAAACUUAUGUCUAAAAAAGGAAAAUGGAAGAUGUUUGUUCGAGCUACCAGUCCAGAAUCCACCAGCCGAAGUUCUAGUAAAACUGGACGAGAGACUCCAGAAAAUGGAGAAACUGCAAUUGGUGCUGAAAAUUCAGAAAAAAUAGAUGAAAGUUCAGACAAAGAAACAGAAGAAGUAGAAGAAUCUUCGGAGAAGAUAAAAGUACAAACGGCACCUAAAGUAGAAGAAGAACAAGACCUGAAAUUUCAGAUUGGAGAGCUGGCAAAUACCCUGACAAGUAAAUUUGAAUUUCUAGGCAUUAAUAGACAAUCCAUCUCCAACUUUCACAUGCUGCUCUUACAGACUGAGACUCGAAUUGCAGACUGGCGGGAAGGGGCUCUUAAUGGAAACUACCUUAAACGCAAACUUCAGGAUGCAGCAGAACAACUCAAACAGUAUGAAAUAAACGCCACUCCUAAAGGCUGGUCCUGCCACUGGGACAGGGAUCAUAGACGAUAUUUCUAUGUAAACGAACAGUCGGGCGAAUCUCAGUGGGAAUUCCCAGAUGGUGAGGAGGAUGAAGAAGAAAGCCAAGCACAAGAAAGUAGAGACGAGACGCUUCCUAAGCUGACUGGGAAAGAAAAAACUGGCACUGAUGCAAAUUCUACAGAAUCCUCUGAGAAUUCCACAGGUUCUCUUUGUAAAGAAUCCUUUUCUGGACAAGUUUCUUCUUCUUCACUCAUGCCACUGACUCCAUUUUGGACACUCCUUCAGUCAAAUGUACCCGUGCUUCAACCUCCAUUACCUUUGGAAGUGCCACCACCCCCACCUCCACCCCCAGAGUCUCCUCCUCCCCCACCUCCUCCCCCACCUCCUCCUCUAGAAGAUGGUGAGAUUCAGGAGGUAGAAAUGGAGGAUGAGGGAAGUGAGGAGCCUCCUGCCCCAGGAACAGAGGAGGAUACUCCUUUGAAACCUUCAGUACAGACCACAGUUGUAAUAAGCCAGAGUUCAGUUGAUUCUACCACCUCCAGUUCUCCUUCCACUAAAGCAGUAAAGAGAAAAGCUACAGAAAUUAGUUCUGCAGUGGUUCAGAGAUCAGCUACCAUUGGUAGUUCUCCAGUUCUUUACAGCCAGUCAACUAUAGCUGCAGGUCAUCAAGCAACAGGGAUUGCACACCAGAGUACAGGAAUCGGACAUCAGGCAAUGUCAGUUGGCCAUCCAGCAGCAGGAAUGGGACAUCAGGCCAGAGGAAUAAGCCUGCAGUCAAAUUACCUCGGACUAGCAACAGCAUCUACAAUUAUGAGUUAUGCUGAAUGUACUGUCCCAAUUGGAGUGACAACUCCAUCAUUGCAGCCAGUUCAGGCCCGAGGUACUAUGCCAGCCACUGCCAUUAUAGAGCCACCACCACCUCCUCCUCCUCCUCCCACACCGCCACCGCCACCACCAGCUCCCAAAAUACCACCACCAGAGAAGACAAAAAAAGGAAAGAAAGAUAAGGCAAAGAAAAGUAAAACCAAAAUGCCAUCUUUGGUAAAGAAGUGGCAGAGUAUCCAGCGUGAACUUGAUGAGGAGGAAAAUUCCAGUUCCAGUGAAGAGGACCGGGAAUCAACUGCACAAAAGCGUAUUGAAGAAUGGAAACAACAGCAGCUGGUCAGUGGCAUGGCAGAGAGAAAUGCUAACUUUGAAGCCCUUCCUGAGGAUUGGCGAGCAAGACUGAAGAGACGGAAAAUGGCUCCAAACACAUAGUUAAUUUUUUGUUGUUGUUAUUUUGUGUUCAGUCUUAAAUAGUUUACCAUUGUCAAAUAAACUGUAAAUGUUUUGGGGAAAAUCAUAUACAUUUCCUGGACAAGAACACGUGCAACGUUGUCCAUGUAUUAAAUGUAACAUUCUGUUUGCUGAAAAUAGGUGAAUGGAAUUGCUUUGAUCUGGCUGUCUUUUCUUACAUUGGCAAACUUAGCAUGUUAGGUAUCAGUCAUUCUUGAAGAACAUGUGACUCAUGAGCAUGGCUCCUGUACAGGACUUACUGGCAAAUAUGGAGGACUUCCCCUGUCCAGUAGAGAGGCUCAUUUAGUUCUUAGUGUGACACACCAUCAUUAACUUCUUCUCCAGAACAAGUGCAAUUACGAAGGCAGCUCUGUGUCCUUCCUUGCUUGACUGUCCUUCAGGAUCUCUUUCUGACCUCCUCCUCUAGUCUGCUGCCUGUGAGGUAGAGAUAUGCAAGUGAUAUGUCUUGUGCUGGUGACCACUCUCUUUAGAGUAGUUCUUAUAAAUCCUAGCACAGUCAUUUCACACACUAGGUGGCAUAUUUAAAAUUUCAAUACAAGAAGGAGUAAUGGCAGCAGGUGUCCUGAUCCUUGGUUUUGAGAAAUUCCCCCUUGUGGCUGUAAGUAUAAUAAGCCUCUCUGUUUAUUGUCUCCAUUGUCUUACUCUAUUCCAAAAUCCACCUUCCUCCCUUGUAUGUGUGAAUGUAUUCUCCAUAAAAUUCCAGUAUUUAAAAAGCAGUUCACCGGUCUGUAAUUUCUAUUGUAUCACAAUCAGGAAAAGUCACUUUAAACUGAAGAAAAAGCAAAUUGUGUUUUAAGGCUAUUUGUAUUUCUUCAGUUUCUGACCUUGUAAAUUUGUACAUAUGCACCAAUAAAGCUCUUUUGUACUUCCUCA